CACAAUGAUUGUGAGCUAUGUGUUAAAGGAGGCCCCAGGGCAGCAGUUUUCAUGUCAGUGACGUCAGCACAUUCCUUUAUUAACACAGGGAAACCGGAACACUGUUGCCGGCAAUGGGACCCAAGCAUCCAAUUGCAGAUUUGCCAUGCUGGGAAAUAAGGGUCUACUGGCUCCUAUCCAUUGGUUCACACUUACACUCCUUUUAUCAGCUGCACAGAUUCUCGAAAGAAUAUGAAGAUGGACUGGGGAGAGAAUUUGAACUGCAGAAAGGAUUUCUGAUUUGGGGAUUCAAAAAGGACCCCACAGACUUUGAGUGGAGUUUCUGGAGCGACUGGGCCAAAAAGUCUUUGCUAUGGACUUUGCUGGGCCAUGCAGUUAUUUCAAGGCUGGCCAGCAUCCUUAUUCCACAGCGCAGGGUGGCGGUGCUAACCGCGUAUGGCGUGCUAGCAGCCUGGAGCACGCUGGGUGCGAGAGGAGUGGGUGUGGUCGUGCUGCACACCUGCCUGUCCUUCACGGUGGCCCAGCUACGCAGGCCGGCUCUCUCCUGGACCUGUGCCCUGCUGCUGCUCGCCUCCCUCCACGUGGGCGCGCUGGAGGACCUGCAGAGAGACUGGUAUGAGACGGAGGCAGAGUACUACCUGUUACUCUUCAGCGUAGCUGUCUGUUGCCUGCGCUCCAUCAGCUACAGCCUGGAACACUGCUGGCGCCCCCUGGAGGCAGGAAGCUUCACGCGCUUCUGCUGGCUGGCUGCCUAUACCUUUUAUCACCCACUGUUCUACAAUGGACCCAUUGUCAAUUUCCAGGACUUCACCCAGCAGAUGCAGAGGCCUAACGGAAGUGCUGCCAAGCCGGACAUGCUCCCCUUCCUGGCCAGCGCUGCCCGAAUCUGCACCUGGUGGGGCGUGGCCGAGACGAUGAUCCACCUCAUGUACAUGCAUGCCGUCCAGAGCAAUGAGACCUACCUACAGAUCCUGCCGCCUUGGGCUCUAGGUGGCCUAGCCUUGGCUCUGGUGCAGUUCUUCUAUGUGAAGUACCUGGUGCUGUUUGGCGUGCCCUCCCUGCUGGUGCGCCUGGACGGGCUGGAGCCCCCCCGCCUCCCGCGCUGCGUCAGCAUCAUGUACAGCUUCACCGGGAUGUGGAGACACUUUGAUGUGGGGCUGUACCACUGGCUGAUAAGGUACAUCUACAUUCCCACAGGGGGCUCCCACCACGGACCACUGUGGAAGAUGCUUUCCACAGCCCUGGCCUUUGGCUUUGUCUGUUACUGGCACGGGGGCCAUGACUACCUGCAGAACUGGGCCCUGAUGAACUGGCUCGGGGUCACAGUCGAAAAUGGGCUAAAGGCGUUCCUUUCGUCACCCCUCAUUUUUCCCUGCAUUGAGCGCUGCCUUUCCGCGCCCAUGCGGAGGCGCGCCCAGGCCUUCCUGUCCGCCUUCUCCACCGCCAUGCUCAUCCUGUCAAACCUGGUCUUCCUGGGAGGGAAUCACGUCGGCCGCAUCUUCUGGAAGAGGGUUUUCAUCCAAGGUUGGUCCACUUCAGCUGUGCCGACACUGGUCUUCCUGUACUGCUUUGCCCAGGUAGGACUGGAAUGGGACCGAAAACAGCAGUAA
Megalops cyprinoides (Indo-Pacific tarpon) is the source of this 1610-nucleotide messenger RNA. RefSeq names its product hedgehog acyltransferase (gene hhat). Gene Ontology annotation, biological process: protein palmitoylation. The record is from RefSeq and is a predicted model, not a curated record. The transcript is spliced from 13 exons. Gene Ontology annotation, molecular function: palmitoyltransferase activity. Bases 114 to 1610 code for a protein of 498 amino acids. NCBI's taxonomy places the organism in Eukaryota, Metazoa, Chordata, Actinopteri, Elopiformes, Megalopidae. Gene Ontology annotation, cellular component: endoplasmic reticulum.